UCCCGCGCCCCGCCCCCCUCGUCCCCCAGCCCCCCUGGCAUGCUCUCAGCGGCGGAGGUGGCCGUUCCACCAAAAUCCAACGACCUGAGUUAAAGGUGGGGCGCAGUGGGUAGGGCGGCGCGCCUCUCCCACCUUCCGGGGGGCGGGUUCCCCAUCUGGCCUCGACGGCUAAAGGUCGCGCCGCCGAACGCGGCCCAGGGGUAGGGCACCGAAGGCGAGGAGGCGCGAGCCCUGGGAUGAGCGGAUUGCUCGAGGGGGCGCGCCCACUGCACCCUUGACUGCCUCUGCCAACCCCACCUGCGGGGUGCGAGGACCCUUGGCCUCUUCACCUUGCCAAGCCUCAGCUUCCCCAUCUAUAACAUGGCUCUGAGAAGGCUGGGUCUGCACCAUUCCCCAGGUUUGACAGCAAAACUUGUGGUCUGUUUACUAAGAUUAUUUCUUCUGGGGCUGUGAAAGAUAGUAGUGUCUUGAGAUUUGGACUCUCCUUAGAUAGGUUAACUUCCUGUGUCCCCAACUUAGAAAAUGACUAAUUAUGGGGGGAAAUUUCCCUUCAAAACUUCUCUUACAGUUGCCUUUCCCUGGGAGGGAAGGGCAGGGGCUUGGGGAAUGUAAUGCACCCUGCCCAGAGUUGAAGCCCCAAGAUGCUACUCUAGAUGGGCAGGCUCUAGUGGCUUGGGCAUCCCGGCAACAGGAGAGGCAGUGGCUCCCCCACAGCUCUUAGCCCUACUUCCCUAGUUCUCUGACAGGUGUCUGUGGUGAGGAGGGAAUUCUGUGCUCCAUUCUUGGCCAUGCUGGGCACCCUGCAGGCACCUGACCCUGGAGGCUGCCUCCCAGGGGCGGCCCUAGCCCUGGAGACAGGCAGAUAUUUGAGGCUACUAUACAGCACCCUCUGGCAUUGGCAAGACUGCUGGCUGUGGCCCAUGGGCCUCUGAGGAGGCGCUGUAAGUCUGCCCAGCUUCCUACUUACUGUGUUACCACUCAAUGGGAAGGGAACCAAGGUCAGGUCAAGUGGGUCCAGACAUUGACACAGAAUUUGAGCGGGCAGGCCAGGGUUUGUCCAGCCAUCAGCCACGGCCUCCCAACAGUACCAAGAUGGAAGUCAAAGGUCAGCUGAUCACCUCUCCUACCUUCAGUGCUCCAGCUGCCCUGUUUGGUGAGGCUGCCCCCCAUGUGAAGUCAGAGCGUCUACGGGGGCUUCUUGACCGCCAGCGAGCCCUGCAAGAGGCUCUGAGCCUGAAACUUCAGGAGCUCCGGAAAGUGUGCCUGCAGGAGGCGGAGCUAACUGGCCAGCUGCCCCCUGAGUGCCCACUGGAGCCUGGUGAACGACCCCACUUGGUGCGCCGGAGGCCCCCUGCAACACGAGCCUACCCUCCGCCACAGUCAAACCCAGCACACCACUCCUUGUGCCCUGCUGAGGAACUGGCUCUUGAGGCCCUGGAGCGUGAGGUGUCAGUGCAGCAGCAGAUUGCAGCCGCUGCCCGCCGCCUGGCACUGGCCCCUGACCUGAGCACAGAGCAGAGGCGUCGCCGUCGUCAGGUGCAGGCUGAUGCACUGCGGAGGCUGCAUGAGCUGGAGGAGCAGCUCAGGGACUUCCGGGUCCGCCUUGGCCUCCCUGUGCUCCAGCCACUACCACUGUCUUCGGGGGCACUCAUCAAUGUCCAGGGUGUCUGCCUGGGCACACGCCUUGCUCAGCUCAGCCAAGAGGAUGUAGUUCUACACUCGGAGAGCAGCUCCCUCUCAGAGUCAGGGGCUAGCCAUGAUAAUGAGGAGCCCCGUAGCUGCUUCUCUCUGGCUGAGCGCCCCUCACCACCAAAGGCCUGGGACCAGCUGCGGGCAGUAUCUGGAGGAAGCCCUGAGCGGCGAGCCCCAUGGAAACCACCAUCAGAUAUUUAUGGGGACCUGAAGAGCCGACGCAACUCUGUGGCCAGCCCUACCAGCCCCACACGCUCCCUGCCUAGGAGUGCCUCCAGUUUUGAGGGGCGAAGUGUUCCUGCCACCCCUGUCCUCACCCGGGUCACUGGCCCCCAGCUCUGCAAACCCGAAGGCCUCCAUUCUCGCCAAUGGUCUGGCAGUCAGGACUCCCAGAUGGGCUUUCCUCGGGCUGAUCCUGCUUCAGAUCGGGCCUCCCUCUUCGCAGCUCGCACCCGUCGUAGCAACAGCUCUGAGGCUCUCCUGGUGGACCGGGCAGCUGCUGGGGGAGCCGGCUCCCCACCUACGCCCCUGGCUCCCCCUGCUGCUGGUCCUCCAGUCUGCAAGAGCAGCGAGGUGCUGUAUGAGCGUCCCCAACCAGUAGUCCCUGCCUUCUCCUCCCGCACUGCUGGCCCCCCAGACCCUCCUCGGGCUGCCCGGCCUAGCUCAGCUGCUCCUGCUUCCCGUGGGGUCCCCCGGCUCCCACCUGUGUGUGGAGACUUCCUUUUGGACUAUUCCUUGGACCGGGGCCUGCCCAGAGGUGGUGGCAGCGGGGCAGGCUGGGGGGAGCUGCUACCUGCCCCUGAGGUCCCAGGACCCCUCUCCCGCCGAGAUGGGCUCCUUACCAUGCUCCCUGGCCCGCCACCCAUGUAUGCAGCUGACGGCAACAGUCCCCUCCUACGCAGCAAGGAGCCCCAUGCCCGUGCCAUUCGCACCAAGCCCUGUGGCCUACCCCUGGAAGCUAUAGAGGGUCCCGAGGUGCAUCCAAACCCAUUACUGUGGAUGCCCCCACCAACUCGGAUCCCCUCAGUUGGGGAGCGCAGUGGCCACAAGAACCUUGCCCUGGAGGGACUGCGGGACUGGUACAUCCGGAACUCGGGAUUGGCCAUGGGGCCCCAGCGCCGGCCUUUCCUCUCCUCCCACGUGGGUCCGACACACGCACCCUUCCUCCAUGCCCGCUGCUAUGAGGUGGGCCAGGCAUUGUACGGCCCCCACAGCCAGGCACCGCUCCCGCACUCGAGGAGUUUUACAGCACCCCCUGUCUCCAGCAGAUACUACACGGACUUCCUGUAUCCCCCGGAGCUGAGCGCUCGUUUAAGUGACCUGACGCUAGAGGGGGAGCAGUCUUCCAGUUCUGAUCCUCAGACCCCAGGGACACUGGUCUGACCUCUCCUGAUAUGCCCCUUGGUCUGGGCAUGACUCCAAUCUGGGGAGCACACAGUCGACCUUGCUGAACCCUGGGAUGUGGUUGCUCUUAGUCUUGAGGGGCAACCAUCUGAUCUUCCAAGGCCCCAUGGCUCCUGUGGGCCAUGUCUGAUACCCUGUUUCUCUUCUCACACUGUGCUAGGGAACUGGAGGGACUCAGCUAGCUUCAAAGAGGGGGGGUUAAUGUUGUGGGAACUCUGCCCCUUUCUCCAUUUCUGUUUACAGUUGUGAUUUAGUAUUCACUGUCAUUGCCCAUUGUUUUAUAAAAGGGAAACUGUGAGCUCAGUCCUGGUUGGGUUCAUUCCUAUCCCCAUGCCCCCUGUUCCAUUCAGGAACCACUCCCCUUCCCCAACGAAAUGGACCAUAGAGUCACAGGGCCCUGUUUGAUGCAGCCCUGAGACUGGUAUGAAAAGAACUCCCUGCCUCCUUUCUCUAGAGUUCUUGGGCAGGCGAGUUCCUGUCAACAUUUGGAAGGCUGGAAAUCUGGGUGGGGUCCCUGAAGGAGCUUUUGUUUCUGUCUCUGCCCAUGGCCUCUGUACUGACCAUCCCCAAUUAGGAGGCCCCACAGGAGGUUGUCACAGGGCAGAACCAUUGAGUAGGUCAUUCCUGGGAUAUUGCAGGUUAAACCUGGCAGCUAGUAGGUGCCAGUAAAAUCCUCAGGUGACGUCUGGCCAUGGGCCACAGGCCACGUCACAUCUUCCUUUUUAACAUAACCCGUGUUUUCUAUACUUGUCUGUGACUUUCUGGAGCUGGGGGUUCCCCUACCCCCUUCACCUGGUGUUAAACUUUUCUUUUUGUACCAAUGGGUCUGGGCCCAAGACACUACUCACACUGGAAGGGGAUUUCUAUAAUAAAUGUAUAAACUGAA
Molecule: messenger RNA, 3982 nt
Organism: Nannospalax galili (Upper Galilee mountains blind mole rat)
Lineage: Eukaryota; Metazoa; Chordata; Mammalia; Rodentia; Spalacidae
Gene: Ccdc120
Product: coiled-coil domain containing 120
Source: RefSeq, a predicted model, not a curated record